Messenger RNA from Phyllostomus hastatus (greater spear-nosed bat), 1830 nucleotides. RefSeq names its product coiled-coil domain containing 106 (gene CCDC106). Gene Ontology annotation, cellular component: nucleoplasm. The transcript has 6 exons. Bases 506 to 1351 code for a protein of 281 amino acids. The record is from RefSeq and is a predicted model, not a curated record. NCBI's taxonomy places the organism in Eukaryota, Metazoa, Chordata, Mammalia, Chiroptera, Phyllostomidae.
ACGGGAUCCCGACUCGGGGGACCGGAGGGUGGCCGCGCCUACACCCACAGCCUGGCGCACACCCCGCUAGAAACCGUUGCCACCUUCGCUCCCCCUCCCAUCCCCGGGACAAAGGGCGGGGGCGGACCCCACGCGUGACCUUCCCCUGCAGUGCGCACGCGCCUAGCCUCCCACCGUGGGGAAGGGGCUAUGCUUGCUCACGCGAGUGCGGGGGAGGCUCGUGGGUUCCCAUGGGUGGGAGAGGCGCUGCACUUGGGCUGGACCCCCACCCCAUGCCUGGAAGUUAAGGGCAGGCUCCCCAUGCACCUCUCGCACCUUUUGGCCCCGAGGUGACUCGUUCUGGCCAGGAUAUCUCAUCUGUGGACCCCACCGGACUCCGCUUCUUCUUCCCUGGGUACUUGUGCAGCUGCCCAAGAGUUUGGGCCCCCAAGGCGUCCUCCUAUCAGACCCAGAGGCCCUGUGCUUCUGAGGCGCCCAGCUGCUGGGGUCCGUGGGAGGCUGCACCAUGAGUGACCGAAACAGCCGGAGGAGGACACUGAAGAAGGACGACGAGGCCUUCGAGGUCUCUAUUCCCUUCGAGGAGACGCCCCACCUAGAUCCACAGCUCUUUUACAGUCUGAGUCCCUCUCGGGGAAACUUCGAUGAGCCUCCGGAGGCUGCGUCCCCAACCAUGGCCCUGAUGAAUGGUGUCAGGGCCCAGCUGCACAUGGCCCUGGAGAGGAACUCAUGGCUGCAGAAGCGCAUCGAGGACCUGGAGGAGGAGAGGGACUUCCUGCGGUGCCAGCUGGACAAGUUCAUCUCUGCUGCCCGCACAGAUGCUGAGGACCACUGCAGGGUGAAGCCUGGGCCCCGGCGAGCUGAGGGCGAUGGCCGGGGUGGGGCUGCGGGUGAGGCCUCCGACCCUGAGUCCGCUGCCUCCUCGUUCAGCGGGGUGUCUGAAGAAGGCAGCAACAUGGACAGGAAGAGGCAGAAGCAGAAGGGAGGCGCUGGCAGAAGGCGUUUUGGGAAGCCCAAGGCCCGGGAGAGGCAGCGGGUGAAGGACGCUGACGGUGUCCUCUGCCGCUACAAGAAGAUCCUGGGCACCUUCCAAAAGCUGAAGAGCAUGUCGCGGGCCUUCGAGCACCACCGCGUGGACCGCAACACGGUGGCGCUGACCACGCCCAUCGCGGAGCUGCUCAUCGUGGCCCCAGAGAAGCUGGCGGAGGUGGGCGAGUUCGACCCCUCCAAGGAGCGUCUGCUUGAGUACUCCCGCCGCUGCUUCCUGGCCCUGGACGAGGAGACCCUCAAGAAGGUGCAAGCCCUCAAGAAGAGCAAGUUGCUGCUUCCCAUCACCUACCGCUUCAAGCGGUGAUCCCGCUCCACCUGGCCCCGGCCACGCCCUCCAGCCCUUGCUCCACUUCCCUCCCAUCCCCUGCCUGGCACAGAGAGCGUGUGCAUUAGUGGGGUGCCCCUCGCCAGGGCCUGGCAGCGGGCAGCGUGCUUCUGUGUGUGCCUCUCUCCUCCCCCUCCUGCAGACGCCCACUCCCGCCCCAGGUCCCUUGUAUAUACAAUAGAUCUGCUCUCCUUUCACCCCACUUUCCCAGCAUCCUUCCCAUUCCCACAGUUGGGAAGGUCUCACUUAACCCAGUUCCCAGGGACCUGGUAAACACUGGCACCCCUCCUGCUCUCGCUGGGCCCUUCCUCCUAGGAAAAAGGCGGGACUCUGAGGGGCGGGGACACUGUACAUACCGGCCUCUGCCCCCAGCCCCGAGGACCCGCAUUCUGGACCUUCCCCAACUCCUCGUGAGAUAGAGAAUUAUUCAAAGAAUUUAAAUUAAAAAAGAUGAUAAA